AGUUCUGCACAUAAGGUCUAUCAGAUCGGUUGCUCAUCAGUGAAUGAUCAGUUGUUAUAGCACAUUGUGCUCAGAGUGUGUGUUCGAUUUGUGAAAUAAUAGGGCUUUGUUGAGUAUUUGUGCUGUAUUGUAGUGUAUAGUGUGUCAAAAUAAUAAAUUGCACAAAAUGCAGAAUAUAAAUUUGAGCAAAUCUUACCAAUGCUUUCGACCCAGAGUAAUUUGUACUCAGCGACACUUGCUACUUUCAUUAUUAGAUAAUCGAAUCCAAAGUAUUAAAUAUUUGCGUCGAAAUUAUGCCACAGUGGAAGAGAUUUUCCCUAAUAAACCAGAUUUCGCUUCGCGUCACAUUGGGCCACGGAAAACGGAUGUCGUUACAAUGCUGAAUUCAAUAGGAUUCAAGUCAUUGGACGAGCUCUCGGAAAAAGUAAUUCCAACUGCAAUAAAAUUCAAACGGAUUCUGAACAUUGAAGACCCAUUGAAUGAACACGAGCUUAUCGAUAGAAUACGAGCCAUAGCAAAUAAAAACGAAGUUUGGAGAUCAUACAUCGGUAUGGGCUACUACAACUGUUUGGUACCUCAUCCAAUUUUGCGUAACAUUUUCGAAAAUCCCGGUUGGACUACCCAAUAUACACCAUAUCAGCCUGAAAUAAGUCAAGGCCGGUUGGAAUCAUUAUUAAAUUUCCAAACAUUGGUAACGGAAUUGACAGGACUUGAAAUAGCAAAUGCUUCAUUAUUAGAUGAAGGUACGGCUGCUGCAGAAGCCAUGAGUCUCUGUCACCGACACAAUAAACGUAGAAAAAUAUUUAUUUCACGGAAGCUUCAUCCACAAACAGUAGCAGUAGUUAGAACCCGCCUUGAGGUUCUUAAAGUAGAGGUACUAGUAGGUUCAGUAAAAGAAAUAGAUUUUGCAGAUCAUGAUAUUUCCGGCAUUUUGUUGCAAUAUCCAGACACGUUUGGAGAUGUGCAAGACUUCGAGCAAGUUUCAGCUGAUUGUAAAAAAAACGGUACACUGGUUGCUGUAGCAACAGAUCUACUAGCGUUGACUUUACUGAGACCCCCGGCUGAGUUUGGAGCAGAUAUUGCAAUAGGAUCAGCACAAAGACUAGGCGUGCCUUUAGGCUACGGUGGUCCACAUGCCGCAUUUUUCGCUUGUAGACAAAAGUUGACUCGACUUAUCCCGGGUAGAAUGAUUGGGGUUACUAGAGACAUGGAUGGCCAAGAUGCUUAUAGACUUGCGCUGCAAACUAGAGAGCAGCACAUUCGGAGAGAUAAAGCAACCAGUAAUAUUUGCACCGCCCAAGCAUUACUAGCUAAUAUGUCUGCGAUGUACGCAAUCUAUCAUGGUCCAGAAGGAUUGAAAGGGAUAUCAAACCGAAUUCAUAACUGUGCCCUAGCUGUGAACGCUGGUUUGAAAAAAGCAGGCCAUGAACAGUUGAAUAAAGCAUUUUUUGAUACGUUACACGUCAUUCCUCACGGAAUGAGUACAACCGAAGUCAAGGCACGAGCUGAGGCGAAAAAGAUUAACCUACGAUACUUCGACGAUGACUCCAUAGGAAUAGCAAUGGAUGAAACAGUCAAAACAUCUGAUAUUGCCGAUUUACUAUGGGUAUUCAACUGUCCAGACAUUGAAACGACGCUUGCUGACUUAGCGUCUAAUACUAUGUCGAUUCAUAGAACCCAAUUUAAACGAACAUCCCCUUUUCUAACUCAUCCCAUUUUCAACAAACAUCACAGCGAGUCUCGUAUGGUUCGCUACAUGAAACAAUUAGAAAAUAAAGACAUUUCAUUAGUACACUCAAUGAUACCUUUAGGGUCAUGUACUAUGAAACUUAAUUCCACGACAGAAAUGAUUCCGUGUUCAUUUCGACAAUUCACAGAGAUUCAUCCAUUUGCACCUCUAGAACAAGCCAAAGGAUAUAAACAAAUGUUCAACGAACUAGAAAAAGACCUAUGUGAAAUCACGGGAUACGAUAAAUUUUCAUUUCAGCCGAACAGCGGCGCUCAAGGAGAAUAUGCGGGCCUAAGAGCAAUCAGUUCCUACCAUGAAUCUCGUGGCGAAGGCAAUAGAACGAUUUGUUUGAUUCCGAACAGUGCUCAUGGUACGAAUCCAGCAUCUGCACAGAUGGCCGGUAUGAAAGUGCAAGCAAUUCGUGUGAACAAUAGCGAUGGUACUAUUGACACCGUCCAUUUGAAGGAAAAAAUUGAAGAACAUUCCAAUAACUUGUCUUGUUUGAUGAUCACUUAUCCCUCCACUAAUGGCAUCUUUGAAGAUAAUGUUGUUGAAGUAUGUGAAAUGGUUCAUAAACAUGGUGGACAGGUAUAUUUAGACGGAGCAAAUAUGAAUGCACAAGUUGGACUAUGUCGACCAGGUGACUUCGGAAGCGAUGUUUCUCAUUUAAAUUUGCAUAAAACGUUCUGUAUUCCACAUGGUGGAGGUGGACCGGGAAUGGGUCCAAUUGGCGUGAAAGCUCAUUUGGCUCCUUUUCUUCCCACCCAUCCAGUCAUUGAUCCAUUAGGUGGGUGUGAAAAUAAAAGCUUUGGAGUUGUCAGCGCUGGACCAUAUGGAAGCUCGUCCAUACUACCGAUAUCGUGGGCAUAUAUAAAGCUAUCCAAUCACUCUUACAUUAGUGCUAAAUCAAACAAAACAGGGUUAUGUUGAAUACAACACAUUACUUAUAAACAAAACUACAAAUUCUGGCUAUUUCCAAAAAAUAUUUAUUUGUUUUCAUGUCUCCUAAACGUGGAGCUAUGGCUACAUAACUGAAUCUAAGAUGAUUCGGCCACAUAGCCUGCGAGUUCACCGCAGACCCGCUGUCGGAAGCACCGACCUCUCACAAACAAACCAGUAACCGCCUCGUUUGCCAGGUCUACGUUGUGGCUGAGAGUUGAUUAAAACAUGAACUUCCAAGAUUAAGAUUAGGAUUAACUUUAUUUGAAUAAAUUCGUUUACUUAUAUAGUCUAUUCUCUCCUAGCCUAGCUAAUUAGUUUCUUACAAUUAGGAUCUCUGAGAAUCCGGGAGGAGGAGUUAGAACGCGCAAUGUAAAUCGGGUUUAACCAAUGGGACUCGUUGUAUCGUAUCGGCCAUUGUAUAUUUUGUGGGUAAGAGAGUGAGUGAAGCUUCUUGAUGAGCAUGAGCGGGUGUGAUACGGAGAGGAGAGGGCGAUGGCAUGUUGGGUUAUUCUCGUGAGUGUCGGUUUGAAUUAGUGUGUGUUCUUGAGUUACUGUUAUUCUAGGUAGUGUUGACUUGUAUCGAUUGUGGGACAUGAGAGACGUGAAGAAGAGGGAAGUGACACAGGCUGUUGUGUUUUUGUUUUCUGUUUUAUUUCGAUGAUAUAACGAUUUGAAACUUGAUGCUUCCUUGUUGCUGUAGUCGAAUUUUAUGGCCACUGCGUUUUUUCGCUGGGUCACCGGAAAGUGCAAGUGUUGACAUUUUAGUCGGCUUCAUGUAGGUAAUGUUUUUAUUUUAUGUAGGUUUCUAGGUUUUCGUGGAAGGGUGCUUUUACGGGUUUUUGUUAAGUACUUGUAGUCUGGGGUGUGUGAAAGAUUUAGUCUUAAAUAUUCAUAUUACAUGGUCUGGGAUGUGUGAGGAGAUUUAGUGUUAA
This is a messenger RNA of Malaya genurostris, 3603 nucleotides long. Its product is annotated as glycine dehydrogenase (decarboxylating), mitochondrial. Gene Ontology annotation, biological process: glycine decarboxylation via glycine cleavage system. The record is from RefSeq and is a predicted model, not a curated record. The coding region runs from base 167 to 2659 and encodes 830 amino acids. Gene Ontology annotation, molecular function: pyridoxal phosphate binding; glycine dehydrogenase (decarboxylating) activity; glycine binding. The transcript has 4 exons. Gene Ontology annotation, cellular component: glycine cleavage complex; mitochondrion. Lineage: Eukaryota; Metazoa; Arthropoda; Insecta; Diptera; Culicidae.